Messenger RNA from Paramormyrops kingsleyae, 2411 nucleotides. It is a transcript of the gene leng9, whose product is annotated as leukocyte receptor cluster (LRC) member 9. The record is from RefSeq and is a predicted model, not a curated record. Lineage: Eukaryota; Metazoa; Chordata; Actinopteri; Osteoglossiformes; Mormyridae. Gene Ontology annotation, molecular function: metal ion binding.
ACACGUGACCCACCAAGCCGUAUUGUGUCCCCGAUUCGAUUUAGAACUGAGAACUAGUCUUUUGGAUGAAAAUUGAGUUAACCCCAUGUUUGAUCACCAAGAGCACGGACGCAACUAACUGGACAAUCCAGAAGUCAUGGCUUCCAAUGAAUCAGCAAAUGAUAAUGGCCCUAGACUGGUGUCUACAUGUCCAACAGUUUCGACUGAGGAACAAGACCUGGCAGGAAGUGCCACGGGUGGGCAGCCAGAGAAACACGUGGGCAUUUGCAAGUUUUUCCAGGAAGGCAGAUGUCAUUUCGGACACCGAUGUCACCUGUCACACAGCAUACAUCCCUAUACGGCGAGGGAUGCGGAAGAGGGGCAACACGGAAAGAAAACCAGAAAGAAUAAGAGUCCAAGAAAAAGUGACUCUUCACCGAAAAACGUAGAGAACGAAGAACCUUCUAAAAAGCCCCGCAUGAGACCAGCCAACGAGGUUGUCUCCAGAAUUUUGUGGGAUUCAUCUUUGAACCCAGAGCAGUUUGGGGUGGGAUACCUUGACCGCUUUUUGGGGGUUUUGGAGCGUCCGUUUUCGGAGUUUUCAUGGGACCGCGACGUGUGCAACUGUGACUACUCGGAGGAGCUUGCCAUUCCACAGCACAGGAUCAAGUAUUUUACCUAUAAGGGAAAAAAGAUCUGGGAUAGAGAAAACAGGAUGGAUGGUGUGUUUGGCUCCACAGGAGGGCCGCUGGAGCCACCUUUUGCUGCUGAGGAAUCUGGAGAAGAAGCAUCUGCUACCUAUGAAAGCGCAAUGGACCAUUUAGAUAUUGAUGCUCAGGAUUUUGGAGAGACUCAGCACGACACCAUCGAAGAAGCGCCCAACACAAGCAGCCAUGUUCUUCCAAGAAGUGAUAUAAAACCCUCUUGCUUUGAAGCAGCUCGAAACGAAACAACACCAUGUCCUCAAGAGAUGGAGGAAGGCAGCUUAACUGACAUCAUAGCGGGUGAUGAUGGUGGCCUGGCAGACACGCCUUGCAAACAUACGGAGGCUGGAUCGUGGGGCACACAGGGUGGGGAAGGUGAGGUGGGCGUGCGGGGAGAUGCAGCGGUGCAUGGGCAUGACUGGGACUCAGCCUUCACAAGACGACCCACGCUCGCCGACAGACAUGAUGAUGAUCUCAGGGGAGGUGCAGGCGAGGAGGAAGAAUGGAAGGAGAGUUGGGAUGGGAAUGAAGAAAAAGCCCACCUGUCCUGGCAUUUCCUGUCUGCUCCAGCGGAUCCGAUUCCGAAGUGUGCACAGCGUGCUUUGACCCGAUCGGACCCUCUGGAACAGCGAAGCAAAAUAAGCAGAAGAAGGCCCACCCACUUUAUUAGCUUCCCGAUGGACUCUCCUGCCUUUAUCACUGGUUUCCAGCGCCUCCAGAAAGAGGUCACUGCAAUCCUCCCCCUCUCUGAGCCCUACUGGCUCCCCCCGAAAAGCCUCCAUGUCACCCUUUGUCUCCUUGCUCUCUCUCAGCCCCAGGAGGUUAACCUGGCAUGUCAGAUGUUGAGGCGGUUUGCCCAGAGCUGUUGGGCGGUUCCCCUGUCCAUCUUCUGUUCACCAGAGCUGAGGGACUUUGGAGGCCGGGUUCUGUACCUCACCCCGCAGCCCUUAUCUCAGAUUCAGGCCCUGAACAGGCCCCUUCAGGAGCAGUUUAAGAAGAAGGGCUGGCUUCACAGAGAUUCACUGUCUCCCAAUUAUCACCUGACUUUGGCCAAGGAGAAGGUCAAUGAAGGUGAGAGGAAUUUUAAAGGUAUAUGGGAGAAGGUCAAAAAUGUAGAAAACGUGCGGACCAUCGAUUUCGGGAAGCUGGCUGUGGAUAGGCUGUAUUUAUGUGCCAUAGGGGCUUCCAAAGCAGCAGAUGGGUCUUAUGAGACCCUGUGUGCUGUCAGCCUUCAGGGCAGCCAGAAAUGAGGGGUGAGGGUCCUGGGCACAGUGUGUCACAGGACACUUUAUGUUUUAUACUUUUACAUGUAGCUGAAUAUUGAUUUAAAAACAUCCAGGGUACUUGCACUACACUUCUGGUUUUUAGUCAGGGAUUCAUGGGGGAAACAUUGGGUAUUAUUUGAGUUACCUGGAAUUUUAAUUUAACCAAUAAAAGAGAAAAUCCAGAAAGAUGUUGAGGAUCGGCAAAGAUUCUAUUGUUGUCAUAAUUCUGUUUGCACUUUUCGCUUUUUUCCGGCAGCCGUUUUAAUUUUUUAUAUUGGGAAGUGGCUGCAUUUUUAAAAUAUAUCUCCUUUAAAUGACCUGCUCUUUAAAUUACAUUCACUGUCAUCAAAACAUUUUAGUAAUCUUUACGGAUGUUUUCUUGCCAGUUAUAUAACUACCAACAGAUUUUUAAAAAAGAUCUGAGUUGUCUUUGUCAAAUUAAUAAAUGAAUUUGCUAAAUAUA